UUCUAUCUGUGUGCUGCAUGUGUGAGUUUCCGGUUUUCUGUGCUGUUUGGUCGUGCCUGCUCGUUCUGGUCUUCCUGGCCUGCGUGUUUUUUGGAACCACUUGUUAAAGCUCCCAGACUUCAGUCAGACUUGGCAGACUCCGUCAUGUUUGUCACUUACUUCCUACUGCUGAGCAGUCUUGGUCUUGUCAUUACAACUCAAGCUCAAGACUGCUCCAAACCUGCAGGAGGAGACAACAUGGGUUUGAAGGGCGAUGACAUUCUUUUACAAACAUUCCCAGAGGGGAAGAAAGUGACUUUUGCCUGCGAUGUUGGCUAUGUGACUGCAGGAGGGUCUCCAUCCAUUACUUGUACUGCUGGCAACUGGACUCCUCUGAAGCUGAAAUGCGAGAGGAGGAACUGUGGCAAUGCUGGAGAAGUGGACAAUGGAAAUGUCGAUUACCCUGAAGGGACAGAGUUUGGUGAUAAACUAGUGGUCACUUGCAACACCGGCUUCCAUAUGGUCCCCAAGAAAGGUCAAAUCCUUUGUGGAGCCCAAGGGUGGAUGGACAGGUUGCCUGAAUGUGAAGUGGUGACUUGUGAUCCGCCAACUGAGGUAGCGAAUGCUGUUUUCAGUCCAGUCAAAGAAUCCUAUGACUAUAGAGAAGUUGUACAGUACAGAUGUCAAAAUGGUUAUACAAGUUCAAUAUCAUGUUCAGAUCAUGGAACAUUUGUUCCUGCUCCAACAUGUUUCCUGGUUCGUUGUGAGGAUCCUAAUAUAGCCAAUGGUCAACAGGUUGAUGGUUCUCGACCCCCUCAUGGAUACAGGUCUACGGUGACAUAUGAGUGCAUAUCUGGGUAUGUUAUGGAAGGAGGACGCACCCUGACAUGUGGAGUAGAUAGUCAGUGGUUACCUGGACUUCCAACAUGUCAAAGGAGGGACUGUGGCUCUGCUGGAGAAGUGGACAACGGAAAUGUCGAUUACCCUGAAGGGACACGGUUUGGUGAUAAACUAGUGGUCACUUGCAACACCGGCUUCAAUAUAGUCCCCAACAAAGGUCAAAUCCUUUGUGGAGCCCAAGGGUGGAUGGACAGGUUACCUACAUGUGAAGUGGUGACUUGUGAUCCGCCACCUGCAGUAGCGAAGGGUGUUUUCAGUCCAGUCAAAGAAUCCUAUGACUAUAGAGAAGUUGUACAGUACAAAUGUCAAAGUGAUUAUACACUUAAUGGAUCAAGUUCAAUAUCAUGUUCAGAACAUGGAACAUUUGGUCCUGCUCCAACAUGUGUCAUUGUUCGAUGUGAGGAUCCUAAUAUAGCCAAUGGUCAACAGGUUGAUGGUUCUCGACCCCCUCAUGGAUACAGGUCUACGGUGACAUAUGAGUGCAAAUCUGGGUAUGUUAUAGAAGGAGGACGCACCCUGACAUGUGGAAUAGAUAGUCAGUGGUUACCUGGACUUCCAACAUGUCAAAGGAGGGACUGUGGCUCUGCUGGAGAAGUGGAAAACGGAAAUGUCGAUUACCCUGAAGGGACACGGUUUGGUGAUAAACUAGUGGUCACUUGCAACACCGGCUUCAAAAUGGUCCCCAACAAAGGUCAAAUCAUUUGUGGAGCCCAAGGGUGGAUGGACAGGUUACCUACAUGUGAAGUGGUUCGAUGUGAGGAUCCUAAUAUAGCCAAUGGUUACCAGGUUAAUGGUUCUCGACCCCCUCAUGGAUACAAUUCUACGGUGACAUAUGAGUGCAUAUCUGGGUAUGUUAUGGAAGGAAGACGCACCCUGACAUGUGGAAUAGAUGGUCAGUGGUUACCUGGACUUCCAACAUGUCAAAGGAAGAACUGUGGCUCUGCUGGAGAUGUGGACAACGGAAAUGUCGAUUACCCUGAAGGGACACGGUUUGGUGAUAAACUAGUGGUCACUUGCAACACCGGCUUCAAAAUGGUCCCCAUCAAUAAAGGUCAAAUCUUUUGUGGAUCCAAAGGAUGGAUAGACAGGUUGCCUGUAUGUGAAGUGGUGACUUGUGAUCCGCCACCUGCGGUAGCAAAUGGUGUUUUCAGUCAAGUCAAAGAAUCCUAUGACUAUAGAGAAGUUGUACAGUACAAAUGUCAAAAUGAUUAUACACUUAAUGGAUCAAGUUCAGUAUCAUGUUCGGAAUAUGGAACAUUUGGUCCUUCUCCAACAUGUGUCAUGGUUCAAUGUGAGGAUCCUAAUAUAGCCAAUGGUGAACAGGUUGAUGGUUCUCGACCCCCUCAUGGAUACAGGUCUACGGUGACAUACAAGUGCAAAUCUGGGUAUGUUAUGGAAGGAGGACGCACCCUGACAUGUGGAAUAGAUAGUCAGUGGUCACCUGGACUUCCAACAUGUCAAAGGAGGGACUGUGGCUCUGCUGGAGAAGUGGACAACGGAAAUGUUGAUUACCCUGAAGGGACACAGUUUGGUGAUAGACUAGUGGUCACUUGCAAGACCGGCUUCAAUAUGGUCCCCAACAAAGGUCAAAUCCUUUGUGCAGCCCAAGGGUGGAUGGACAGGUUGCCUGAAUGUGAAGUGGUGACUUGUGAUCCGCCACCUGUGGUAGCGAAUGGUGUUUUCAGUCCAGUCAAAGAAUCCUAUGACUAUAGAGAAGUUGUACAGUACAAAUGUCAAAAUGAUUAUACACUUUCUGGUUCAAGUUCAAUAUCAUGUUCAGAACAUGGAACAUUUGGUCCUUCUCCAACAUGUGUCAUGGUUCGAUGUGAGGAUCCUAAUAUAGCCAAUGGUGAACAGGUUGAUGGUUCUCGACCCCCUCAUGGAUUCAGGUCUACGGUGACAUACAAGUGCAAAUCUGGGUAUGUUAUGGAAGGAGGACGCACACUGACAUGUGGAAUAGAUAGUCAGUGGUUACCUGGACUUCCAACAUGUCAAAGAGUAACACCCCCACCUAAACCCACCACCACCACCACCACCACCACCACCACAACAGAUUCUCCCCCAGAGACACCAGACAAUAACAGACAGACGUUGGCUAUAGGCUUGGGUGUAACUGUUGUUGCCCUCGUUGCUAUCGUUUCUGGAGCCCUGGUAUACAAGCACAAAAAAAGCUCCGGGAAAGGUUCUCCUGACAAUGUGGCUCCAAAAGAGAGAGAGGAUGUAGAACUCCCGUUACAAGGAUAGACUGCCAAGCACAGCUGAACUCAUUUAUGCCAAAUAAAUGGAUGUAAGUAAAAAGGGCUGGUUGAGAAGAGGACUUCUUUGACUGACCUGUGCUGUCCCUGUGCAGGCUCAGGGAAAUCAUCACCCCCCCCCCCGAACAACAGUCUUAAGCUCAAUCCUUAGCUCGUGCUUCAAGCGGCUCCUCCAAUAAAUCGACAAUAUUUCCA
This is a messenger RNA of Perca fluviatilis (European perch), 3329 nucleotides long. Its product is annotated as complement receptor type 2-like. NCBI's taxonomy places the organism in Eukaryota, Metazoa, Chordata, Actinopteri, Perciformes, Percidae. The record is from RefSeq and is a predicted model, not a curated record. Bases 145 to 3123 code for a protein of 992 amino acids. The transcript has 27 exons.